Molecule: messenger RNA, 8736 nt
Organism: Dermochelys coriacea (leatherback sea turtle)
Lineage: Eukaryota; Metazoa; Chordata; Testudines; Dermochelyidae
Gene: FER1L5
Product: fer-1 like family member 5
Biological process (GO): T-tubule organization; monocyte activation involved in immune response; vesicle fusion
Cellular component (GO): T-tubule; cytoplasmic vesicle; membrane
Molecular function (GO): calcium-dependent phospholipid binding; calcium ion binding
Source: RefSeq, a predicted model, not a curated record
AUGCUACACCUCGUCAUUCUGUCUGCUAACAUCCCAACUGCAAAAUUCACCACACCCGACUCACACGUGUCUGCCACCUUCAGAGAUGUCACAAGAAGUACAAGAAUCAUACAGAAGGAACAGAAUCCCACUUGGAAUGAGACGCUGGUGUGGUUCCUGGGUGAUCGGUCCCUGGACAGCACUUCCUUUGUGGACAUACAACUCCGGGAAUGGGGUCACUUGGAUACAGAAAGGGAUCUGGGCUCCGCUACUGUAUUUCUAACAUCUCUUGCUUCAAAACCAAGCAGCGUACUCACCCUGAAGGACCUGCCCCUCCUGGACAGUAGCCACCAGCCAACAGGCUGUACCAUCAAUUUAAGUGCCUCCUACACCCCUCCAGGACUCAAGGCAAUAGGGGUGUCAGGAAAACAAAAAGCCAGUGGUGAAGGGGCACACGGUGGGGUCACCACAGCCAUCCGGAGUAUUACAGGAAAGGAUCAUCAGAGGGAAGGAAUCAGCAGCGGAUUAAAUCCCAGAAGAGAACUCGCAGACAAAAAACAGGACUUCCAGGUGCGUGUGAGGAUCAUUGAAGGCCGUCAGCUCCAGGGAAACAACAUCAAGCCCGUGGUGAAGGUCUUCAUUGGAGACCACGUGUACAGGACGAGAAUCAAAAUGGGGAACAACCCCUAUUUUAAUGAGAUAUUUUUCCAGAACUUCCAUGAGACGCCUACUCAGGUCUUUGACGAGACCAUAAACAUACAGGUGCUGAACUCAAGGGCAGUGCGAGCGGAUUCCAUCAUUGGAGUGUUCAAGCUUGAGGUUGGCCGUGUGUACGACUCUCCCGGCCAUGCUCUCAGCUGGAAAUGGCUCAGCCUUUACCACCCUACUCAUCUGAAUGCUGGCUUGAGAGGCUACUUGAAAGUCAGCCUUUGUGUGCUAGGAGCCGGGGACCAGGCACCGGAGCUGGACAUGCCCGUGGAGAGCGAGGACGUCGAGUCCAGCCUUCUCAAGCCUGCAGCGAUGCCUGUAUGCAUGGUCACCUUUCAGCUCCGCAUAUACAGAGCUGAGGAUAUGCCCCAAAUGGAGGACUCCUUUCUGCAUUACUUUAGGUCCAUGUUCCAGAUGCAUGUCGACAAAAGGAUCUGCGUUGACCCUUCUGUGGAAGUUAGUUUUGCAGGGAAAACGCACUGCACCAGAGUGAUGCCAAGAAACACGAACCCAGAGUGGAACCAGGUGCUGUUCUUUCCUGCCCAGUUACCGUCCAUGUAUGAUAAGAUCAAGCUAACUGUUCUGAACGGGGACCGAGCAGGAAAAACGGACAUCCUUGGGACCACGUACAUCAGCCUGUCCCAGGUGUCCUCCACGGGGGCUGAGAUAGAAGGGGAUUUCUCCGGGUUCCUGCCAUGCUUUGGACCCAGCUUCCUGACCCUCCACGGGAGCCCCAGGGAAUUCACCAGCCUCCAAGACUCGAAUGAGAAACUCAACUCUGAGAGCGAGGAAGGGGUGACCUAUCGAGGUCGGAUUCUAGUGGAAUUAAACACCAGCAUGGAUAGGACCCCCGAAAAGGAAAUAGAGGAGAUCCCUGCAGAGGCUGUUGCCAGGGUGGAGCGAUACUUGUCCCGGCGCAAGUAUGGCCUGUGUGCCAUCUUCUAUUCAGCCACCAUGCUGCCCGCUAUCAAGGAGCUAAUCCAAUUUGAGGUCAGCAUUGGGAACUAUGGCAACAAGUUUGACGUGACAUGCAAGCCCUGUGCCUCAACCACCCAGUACAGCCAAGCUGUGUUUGACGGAAACCAUUAUCACUAUCUGCCAUGGUACGACACCAAGCCAAUGGUGGCCAUCACCUCUUUCUGGGAGGACGCUAGCUACUACAUGGACACCUUGAACAUCAUGCACUCCACACGCGACAGGCUGAAAUUGAAUCUGGAUGCUCUGAGAUCCGUCCGAAACGCCGAGGAUCCAUCUUUGGGUAACAUCUGGAAGAAGCUGCUGGAAGAGCUGCUGGAGGACUGCAAAAGGCUGCUGCCCAGUUUGGAAGGUCGGAUGACAGCCACAGUCCUGGAUCAACAGCUGAGGGACCUGCGUGGUCGGCUCCUCCACCAAGUAGCCGGGUCUGCAGAGAGGCUGAGCACUGGGACUAACCCAAAGACCCUGAUCCUCAAGGCAGAGGACUGGCUGCAGAGGAUCGACUCGGUCACUCCGGAGGCCCAAGCCAGCAUGCCCGACGUGGUGAUCUGGAUGCUGUGCAAGGAGAAGCGGGUGGCCUAUGCCCGGGUGAAGGCUCAUACCAUCAUGUUCUCCAAGGCCGGUCCCUGCACCUGUGGCAAGCUGUGUGGGAAAACCCACACCCUCUUCCUGAAGGUAGGAGACGUGCCAGGAUCUCUGCCCCUCUCGCUCAUCAGGCUGUGGGGUGCCGGAGAGACAAGCAGCUGCAGAGCUGGCUCUGCCCACGCCUGGUGGCUGCAUUUGGAGCGGGUGCAGCAUGGCCCCUUUGCCUUUCUCUUGCAGAGCCCCCAGAGCGACGGGAAGGACACCAUCCAUGGCCAGCUGCGCAUGCGGAUGUGGCUCAGUCUGGUGUCCGACAGCCAGGAGUUCAUGAGGCACUGUGAGGGGAAGAUCGGGAUCUAUGCAGAGACGUAUGAGAACCAGGUGAAGAUCUUUGGGAAGUGGGGGUCCAAAGGGCUGAUGCAGCACCCCAGCUCCUCGGACAUAACCGGGAAGAUUGGUAUCCCGAGGGACAAGUUCCAGCUGCCCAAGGGCUGGCACUGGGAUGGCGACUGGGCAGUGGAGCCACAGAGGAGGCUGCUGCUGGAUACUGAAACCAACCACAGUGAGGUUCUGGAGGAGGUGUACGAGAACGAGAGCCGGCAGCCAGGGGAAGAGUGGGCCCCAGCCCCUUCUCCCAACACCGAUGUGGGUGGAGCCGCUGUCUCCCCAAGGGAAGGGAUCGUGUGCCCUAAGGGCUGGCACUUCGAGGAAGGCUGGAGGGUGGAUGUGAACCGAGCUGUGGAUGAGGCUGGCCUCCUCCCCGGUCCUGAUGGCAGCGGGGCUCCUAUCUCAGGCUGGGAGUACGGCAUUGGCAUCCCCCCCACCGGAACCCCCCAGGCCUGGAAUGCUGCAGAGAAGACGUACCACACGCACCGGCGUCGGCGCUGGCUGCGAAGACGCUGUCGGGACCUGAACGCUCAGAGCCAGGAGCAGGAAAUCGCCUCCUUUCUCCAGCUGCACUCUGCAGGGAAGCCGGUGGAAGAGGACACCUGGGAAUACACCUCCUUCUUCGGCUGGAAGUUCCACCUGCAGCCCCGGCCGCAUGACACUUACCGGCGGCGCUGCUGGCGCAGGAAGCUCGUGCCCGUGCAGCCCACCAGGGUGGCUCCCAUUUUCCUCUUGGAGGGCUCCCUGGGCGUGGAGUUGGAAGAUCAAGAGAAAGAGGAAGGAGAGGAGGAGGAGAAAGAGAAACAGAAGAAGCGAGAGAAAAAACUCCUGGAGGAAGGAGAGAGAGAAAAGAGGUCCCCAGCCCAGAACAUCCUGCAGCUGAACACUCCUCUGAUCACCUGUGUCUUCCAGAAGCCCAAUUACUACCAGCUGCGCUGCUACAUCUACCAAGCCAGGGAUCUGACACCAAGCGAUGGCAAGAGCUCCUCCGAUCCCUAUGCUCACGUGUCCUUCCUGCACAUGAGCCAGCGCACACAGACCUUGGCUGCCACCCUGAGCCCCAGCUGGGACCAGACCCUCAUCUUUGACCAUGUGCUGAUUUACGGAGACCCCCAGGCCACCUGGCAGGACCCGCCACUGGUGGUUUUGGAGCUGUUUGACCGGGAUAUCAUUGACAAGGAUGACUUCCUGGGGAGGAGCGUGUGUUCCCCACUAGUAUGUCUGGAUCUCGAAUCCCGACGCCUCCCCCACCUCCAGUGGUAUCCAAUCACAAGGCAGCAGAAGGAAGCGGGCGAGCUCUUAGCUGCCUUUGAGCUCCUAUUGAAUCCCAAGGAUGGUGCACCAGGCCACCUUCCCGCCCCCUCCUGGAAGAACGGGGUCUACGUCAUCCCUAGCGGCAUCCGGCCCACACUGAGACUGAUGGCCAUUGAGAUCCUGGCCUGGGGCCUGCGGAGCCUGCAGAGCUACAACCUGUUGAGCAUCAUGUCGCCGAGCCUGGUGGUGGAGUGUGGAGGAGAGGCCAUCCAGACGGCUCCCAUCAGAGACCUCCACGAGAACCCCAACUUCCCAAUCAAUGUCUUCCUCCUAAGAGUGCACCUACCCAUGGAAGAAGAUUUAACGCCCCCCAUCGAGCUGAAGGUCGUGGACAACCGGGAGUUUGGGUACAAGCCAGUGGUGGGCCAGGCCAGCGUGAGAUCCCUGCGCCAGUACAUGUGCGAGCCGUCAGCAGAGGGGCACCAUGCCAGCCUGCCACCCCCAGUGGCUUCCAAGGGGAAGAUUGCGAAGAUGCUGGGCAGGAUGGCUGCUGAGUCGUGGCUUCGAACCACACCAAGAGCAGAGAAGGAGGAGGAAGAGUGUGUCGACUGGUGGAGCAAGUUCUAUGCUGCCACGGGGGAUCUGGCAAAGAGCGGAGAUUACCUGCAGACAGGGCUGGACAGCCUGAAGGUCUAUCACUGUGAGUUGGAGGCUGUGCCAGAGUUCCAGGGCCUGCAGGAUUUCUGCCAGACCUUCAGGCUGUACCGCCGGCGGGGGCAGGAGGCGGCCAGCGAAGACCCCCUGGUAGUUGGGGAAUUCAAGGGACUCUUCCUGAUCUACCCACUGCCGGAGGACCCCAGCUCCCCACCACCGCCGCGCCAGUUCCAGGAGCUGCCCAAAAGGCAACCCCAGAAGUGUCUGGUCCGGGUUUACAUCAUCCGGGCCUUUAACCUCCCACCAAAGGAUAGGAACGGCCUGUGCGACCCCUACGUGAGGGUCACCCUAGGCAAGAAGAAGCUGGGGGACAGAGACCAAUAUCUGCCCAACACCCUGGAACCUGUCUUUGGCAGGAUGUUUGAGCUCCCGUGCACCCUCCCACGGGAGAAGGACUUGCAGAUCUCGCUCUUUGACUACGACCUCGUCCUCCCCGACCAGAAGAUAGGGGCCACCAGCAUCGACCUGGAGAACCGACUCCUGUCCCGCUUCCGGGCCAACUGCGGCCUGCCCCAGUCCUACUGCAUUUCUGGCCCCUGUCAGUGGCGAGACCAGCUCCUCCCCACCCAGUUACUGGAGAACUUUGCUAAGAUGAAAAGUCUGGCCCUGCCCGAGUUCAGCGCAGAUGGAGGCAAAGCCACCUUCAUGGGCAGGUCCUUCCUGCUGGCGCAGUUUGAGAGCAAGGUCCCUGCGCACGGUCACCUGGGCCCCCCGAGAGAGCGCCUGGCCCUGCACCUGCUCCACACCUGCGGGCUGGUCCCCGAGCACCUGGAGACCAGGACGCUGCACCACAGCAUCCAGCCCGGCAUCGACCAGGGGAAGCUGCAGAUGUGGGUGGACAUUUUCCCAGAGAGCUUUGGCCACCCAGGCCCUGCCUUCGACAUCACCCCACGGAAGCCCAAACGGUACGAGCUGCGCUGCAUCGUCUGGAACACGCGGGACGUGGAUCUGCGGGACACCAGCAUCACGGGGCAGAGGAUGAGCGACAUCUAUGUGAAAGGGUGGCUGGAUGGCCUGGAGGAAGAGAGGCAGAGAACCGAUGUGCACUAUAGGUCCCUGGGAGGAGAGGGCAACUUCAACUGGAGGUUCAUCUUCCCCUUCGAGUUCCUGCCCAUGGAGCAGGUCUGCGUCCUGCCCAAGAAGCAAUAUCUCUGGAGCCUGGAUGAGACCGUGCUGAAGGUGCCCCCCAAGCUCAUCCUCCAGGUGUGGGACAACGACAAGUUCUUGGCUGACGAUUUUCUUGGGGUUCUGGAAAUCAAACUGCUCAGCAUGCCUUGCCCAGCCAGGCGCCCCCGGGACUGCACCCUGAAAAUGCUGCAGGACGAGAGCGACUUCCCCGCCCGAGCCCGCUGCCCCAGGAGAACCUCCCUCUUCAAGCAAAGGCUCGCCCGAGGCUGGUGGCCGUGCGUGGUGCAGGAGGAGGGCAGGCAGCGGCUGUCGGGGAAGAUCGAGGUGACGCUGGAGAUGCUGAUGGCCAAGGAGGCAGAAGAGCGGCCGGCUGGGAAGGGACGGGAGGAGCCGAACAUGAACCCCACCCUGCAACCCCCCGUGCGCCCAGAAGCCUCGUUCCUGUGGUUCGCGGCCCCCGUCAAGAGCCUGCGCUACAUCCUCUGGCAGCCGCACAAGUGCAAGAUCAUCCUGGGGGCCGCGCUGCUCCUGCUGCUGCUCCUGCUCGCCACCUUCAUCUACGCCUCCCCGCGCUACUUGGCCAUGAAGCUGAUAAACCCCUUCCGCAGUCUCCAUUCCUUGGGGAGCCUCAGUCCGCUCGCGGGGAGCGGCGGGAGCCCGUAGGCCGCAGGCCAGCCCAGCUCCUGGGCUGACAACCCGCUACAGGCCCUGAAGACGGACAGCUCCAGCUGCCUCCCAGCACCGAGGGGGCUGUCCCCGCCCCCAGCCCGUGGAUGUGGGCAGCAGCACCCCUUCCGCCUCACCUGCCCCCACCCUCCUGUCAUCUGGAUCUUCUCUGCCCCAAGGGAGCAGCAGCUAGGCGCGCUGCUCGCUCCCAGCACACGCUCUGCUGGCCUGCGCUCCUGUGCCCUGGGGGCCAAGGGCCACGGACCCCGGGCCAGUGCUGGAAAGCAGCAUGAACACACAAGCGGCCCUAGCUCCAGGAAGGUUGUUCUCUGAGCCGAAAGCAUCCAGGGCCAGCAUUCCCCAAUAAAGGCACGGAAAGGAUGCCCUUCACCGUGGCUUGAGUGCCUAAGAGACCUUCACACAGUGCCUCGCUCAAGCACAGGAGCUGCGUCCAUUAGGGGCUGCGGCGCUGAAACACUGAGCGCCAGCCCCUGCCCAGUGACCAUUUCCCAGCCAGCCUGCUGGGAAAGCCCUCCACUCCGCUCCGUUCCUCGCCUCCUGCAGCAUUUCCUGGCCAGGCUCGUUCUGGGCGCAUGGGCUGGGAGAGGUCAGUCCCACAGGUGCAAAGCUGCCUCUAUGGCCCUUUCAGCGGCCCAAGGCGACAGCUGUAUUUCCAUGCUGCCACCAGCACGAGCCCUACUCCCCGCAGGGAGGUAGCAUGAAAUACCAGUGACCGAUCGCUGGAGAGGGACUGAGUGCAGCAGAGCCAGGCUGCAGGAGACACCCCCAACGCCAGUGUCCUCAGGCACAGCUCUGCCAGGGGGUCACGUUUUCUUUGAAAUGAUCAAAACAAGGGCCCUGGUUGGUCGAGGUUAUUUAUGCACCCGCUGGCCCAGCGGCAGGGGCUUUUAUCUUCCCGCUAGCACUUGUGCCUCUAGCCAGGGUGGGGUGGCUCAGGUAAGGGACCCCGAGCCCAGUGUCCCGCCCCGCACUCUGCCAGCAGCCCGGGACUGGCCCUGCAUGGGGAAGGAAUUAGACACAUUUCACUGAGGCAGUUCUGUACCCACCAGCCGCUGCAGCAGGGUCAGGAGGGCAGCGGAAAGUGCAACUCUUACUCCUGCAGUGCCCAUAGAACUCCUUUGAGGAGCAAAGAUGGACACAUCCACACCUGGCGGGGUCGCUGUAGAACUACAAGGUCAAUCAAUACACAAAACAAAAACCCUCCAUCCCGGGGCAGGGAGACAAGAGCAACACCCCAGGAUUAAAUGCAGUGCAGCCCUGCACUGGGGGAUGUGUGUGUGUGCGCGCGCGCGCAUGUAUUUCCAGGACACAAAUUACACUUGCAGAAACAGGUGCACACACAUACAGUUCUGUUGAUCAGGUAAAAUGUUUUAAAAGAGGCAAAAGCAGAACCAAUGCUUUCAGGCUACCCUAGUGCUUUGCCACAUGUAAAAUCUCCCCAGAGGCAUCCUACCAGACCAAAGCACCCCACUACAGCAAAUGCCAGUUUGCCACCCUCAAGGCCGGGGGCUUAGAUAUGCAGUCACAGGAGCAAACAUCUUAGUCAGAUCCUUUCUGCAGAGGGAAGCACCUCUUGAAUCCUCGUCACUGAUUUUCCUACAGAGGCCAAGGCUCUUAACCAUGUUGGGGAGGGAAAAAUAGUUGCAGAACUCAAAGAUACGCAAGCAGGGAUCACAUUUCAGUGUCUAGAGCAGAGGCACCAAGCUGUGGCCUGCAGUCACUCCACACUUCAGAAAGCCCACGUCCUCCUAUUAGCACAGGGCCUGGAAUGCAAGAGCUGCAGAUUUUACCAUACCAGGAGCUGCAGUCAGUCACUUGGCUUCCCCCUGCCCUAUUUUACCCUCACACCCAGUCCAUGAGGUACCUGGGUAAAGAGCGCACGGCUUCUCACCUGCACCUCUGCCGAUCAGGUCUCAUGCCCCUGUAAAGUCCAUCGAAUUAAGGCUGCAGAUUGCAGCAUCCAUCUGGACACCGGUACUGGCAGCUCCUGCCCAACAGGGCACAACACCAGCAGAGGUCAGGAACCCUUCGGUUAACAACGCCUCUGCUCUUUGCCUCUCACGCUCUUUGGGGAGCACCGGCUACAACAGCUGCUUCCUGGCUGGGCCACGCUAGGAGCAAUGCUGGUGAUCGCACCUGUCCCAGUGUCCCUGGCUGGCCACUCCCAGAGCAGGGCAGGGUUUACAUAUAGACCAAUAGCCAAGACUUUCAAAAGCAAUUGGGGAUUUUGGUGCCCAGCCGGAGAUCCCUGAAAGGGGCCUGGUUUUCACAAGGGGCUGGAAGCCCUGCUCCAAACAGGGAGGCUCUUUAAGAUGUCUCCAG